This is a messenger RNA of Pollicipes pollicipes, 1312 nucleotides long. RefSeq names its product ubiquinone biosynthesis protein COQ3, mitochondrial (gene Coq3). Gene Ontology annotation, biological process: ubiquinone biosynthetic process. Gene Ontology annotation, molecular function: 3-demethylubiquinol 3-O-methyltransferase activity; polyprenyldihydroxybenzoate methyltransferase activity. Gene Ontology annotation, cellular component: mitochondrion. Lineage: Eukaryota; Metazoa; Arthropoda; Thecostraca; Pollicipedomorpha; Pollicipedidae. The record is from RefSeq and is a predicted model, not a curated record.
UGUAUGUUGUGGUGGAACGAUCCUGCUCCCACCGCGGCCUUGAGCAGGUCUGCUUACUAACAAUGCUUACAGCAUUGAAGUAUACUAUUCAUGGUUGUAGAACGCAGCAUGUGAUUUUGAGGAGGAAGGGACGCCUGCGACACGGCACCUUGGGGGAGGACUGUAUUCGCCAUUGUUCAGCACAGAAGCAUCAAGAGCAUGAAGAUGAUGCGGCCAGCACAGUGAACACAGAUGAGGUUGCUAAGUUUAGUCGCAUGGCAGGGCAGUGGUGGGAUGAGCUUGGUGAAGUACGUCCACUCCAUGCUAUGAAUGAGCUCAGGGUGCCGCUGGUGCGCGACGGCCUGGUGGCGACGGGCGCCGUGGCGGCCGAGCGGCGCGGCGCGGCCCGGCCGCUGGAUGGACUCCUACUGCUGGACGUCGGCUGCGGCGGCGGCCUGCUGUCGGAGCCGCUCGCACGGCUCGGCGCCGAGGUCACCGGCAUCGACGCCGCCGAGGACAAUGUGCAGGUGGCGGAGCUGCACGCGGCGCAGGAUAGCCGGCUGCGCGCGCCCAGCCUGCGCCGCCCCCUCUAUCGUUGCUGCACCGUCGAGCAGCUGGCCGACGAGAGGCCAGCUGCCUUCGAUGCCGUGAUCGCGUCCGAGGUGCUCGAGCACGUGGACCACCAGAAACUGUUCGUGGAUAUGUGCUGUCGGCUGUUGAAGCCGGGCGGCUCGCUCUUCAUCACCACGCUGAGCCGGAGCACGCGCGCCUGGCUGGCCGCCGUGCUGGCCGCUGAGCACGUGCUCCGUCUGCUGCCGGUUGGCACGCACGACUGGAACAAGUUCCUCCGGCCCGAGGAGCUGCACGCCCUCAUAGCCGAGAACGAUAUGACGCUGAGGCUACAGCACGGCCUCCGCUACAACCCGGUAAGCGGCCGCUGGACCUGGACGGCCGACACAUCCGUCAGCUACGCCAUCCACGCCGUCGCGCCGACCGGGUAGGCGCUGCUGCCACCGACCCGGCCCACACAGAUGUGUGGCCAAACACACAGGACGUGCUGGAUGUGGUGCUGUGGUGCGAAGGAAAUGCUGUGAUGCCUCGGUACCCAGGAUGUGGAUGUGGUAUGCUUGUGCGCUGUGGUUGACGCGACACACGGCCUGUUAUGUGAAUCAGAAGAUUCUAAAAGCUCAGUCUGUUGACCUACGACAUUGAUGGUUUGAAACGCGAUAGAUAUGGCUAACGCGCCAUAUUUCACGAAGUCGAACCUAUAUCAACACCCGUAGAUUUUUUGCUGUGAAAAACGGACAAUAUAAAGUUACGCCCAGUGCUUGCA